ACACUCCGCCUACAUUGCUAUUUAAUUAUCAACAAACUAUCCACAAAAACCUUCCUGUCCAGCCAGUUUCUCAGAGCAACUGUGGGAGUCACAGCAGCUCUCCUGUCACCAUGAAGGGGACCUUCUCAAAUGCCAUCCUUGUUCUUGCCAUCUCCAUGUGGACUGUCUUUGCAAUUGACUUUCCCCUUCCUAUGGCCUCCAAGGGAGCUCACCUCGAAGAGACAAUGGCCGACUGUAUGAAGAAUGUACGUAAGUGCUGGGUUUUCUCCCUCAUGAAGCCCAGCGAACCCGUUUGUGGCAGUGACCAGGUUACCUACAAUGACGAGUGCCAUCUCUGCUUCAAAAUUCUAUAUGAAGGGCUUCACAUAACUAAACUGUAUAAUGGACCAUGUGAACAGUCUUGAACUUACCACGAAGAAUUAUAAAACUUCCUGAAUGCCCAGAUGGCCAAGUGAAACAACGGUUGCCUCUUUAAUUAUACCCCCUUUGUAGAAUCAAUGGUUAGGAUCAAACUCUUUGAUUUGCUUCUUCAGUAAAUGAGUCUCAGCAGAAAA
Microcebus murinus (gray mouse lemur) is the source of this 554-nucleotide messenger RNA. RefSeq names its product serine peptidase inhibitor Kazal type 8 (putative) (gene SPINK8). NCBI's taxonomy places the organism in Eukaryota, Metazoa, Chordata, Mammalia, Primates, Cheirogaleidae. The record is from RefSeq and is a predicted model, not a curated record. Gene Ontology annotation, molecular function: protein binding.